CAGGUGAGUUUGGUGAGAGUCGGAAUGAAAUAUUCAGACUGAACUUCAUCUGCAUGUUGCACCUUAUCCCCUUCCUGCUUAUACAAAACUCUGCUCUUUCACCACGGCUUCAAUCUAUACUGCCCGGCCCCCAGCCAAUCAGGUCAAAAGUGAAACUGAGCUAUGAACCACUUUUACUGGUGACUUCUUCCUAUCUGUCUGUGGACUAAAACUAUCUGAUUUCAAACUUUUGGGCAGCAACGAGGUCUCUUUAAGAGAGAUCGAUCGCAAGAGAUAUUUCAUCAAAAUCUGAAUGCAUGAAUCCACUGUAGCUUGUUUGAAAGGAGUCUGUGGUGAAGAAUGUUUCUGCUAAAAACCUUGUGUUUUUUGCUGCUGUCAUGUCACCUCAUCGAUGGGAGGAAAACCAGGGAAGGCAGAGUUGGCAAAGUGGUCCCAGAGGAGAGGACUGUUCUGAAGGUAAAAGAGCCUCAUGUCAGCAGUGCAGUGUUCCGGCUGUUUUUGGGAGGUGAAGACACCUGCACGCUGGACCCUCUGCAGCUGCACACCCUCACCUCCUGCGGCUUCAACAGCAGUAAUCCCCUCAUCAUCAUCACUCACGGGUGGUCGGUGGAUGGUAUGAUGGAGAGCUGGAUUCUAAGAUUAGCCAAAGCUCUCAAGAGUUCCCGAGUCGACACAAAUGUGGUGAUCACAGACUGGCUGAUUCUGGCUCACCAACACUAUCCCAGAGCAGUGACGAGCACCCGCACCGUUGGAAAAGACAUAGCCCACCUCCUCCAAACACUUCAGGAGGAGUACAGGUUCCCAGUGAGAAAAGCUCAUUUAAUUGGUUACAGCCUUGGUGCUCACAUCUCUGGAUUUGCUGGAAGCUAUCUGGGAGGUUCGGAGAAGAUUGGAAGAAUAACUGGUCUUGACCCAGCAGGGCCACUGUUUGAGGGCAUUUCUGCGACAGACAGACUGUCUCCUGAUGAUGCAGAGUUUGUGGACGCCAUCCAUACCUUCACUCGUGAACGACUGGGCUUCAGCGUCGGCAUCAAACAAGCUGUGGCCCAUUACGACUUUUACCCCAACGGAGGAGAUUUCCAGCCAGGGUGUGACCUGCGAAACCUCUACGACCACAUAAGCGAGCACGGUCUCCUUGGAUUUGAACAAACAGUGAAAUGUGCUCAUGAGCGCUCUGUCCAUCUAUUCAUCGACUCUCUCUUAAACAAAGACAAGCAGAGCAUGGCUUAUAGGUGUACUGACAACAACGCUUUUGUCAAGGGGAUCUGCCUCGACUGCAGGAAGAAUCGCUGCAACACACUGGGCUAUGAUAUCAAGAAGGUCCGCACAGGCAGGAGCAAGAAGCUCUAUCUGCAAACAGGAUCCCGGAUGCCUUUCAAACUCUUUCAUUACCAGUUCAGGAUCCAGUUUGUCAAUCAGAUGGAGAUGGUUGACCCCUCCAUCACCAUCUCACUCACAGGAACUAAAGAGGAGAGUGGAGAGCUUACCAUCCCAAUCAAUAACAAAGUAUCGGGUAACACAACCUUCACCUUCUUGAUUACCCUGGACAAAGACUUGGGCGACCUGAUGUUGCUCAAGUUUUACUGGGAGAGUUCAGCUGUGUGGAGGAACAUGUGGAACCAGCUACAGACCAUCUUCACUUGGGGCAAACAAGUGGAAAAACCGCAGCUGACUCUGGGAAAAAUCAGUGUCAAAGCAGGAGAGACACAGCACAGGACUUCAUUCUGUGCCAUGGAAAAUGAUGGACAACAUGUAGAAGAGUCUCAGGAGAAAGUGUUUGUGCGCUGCAAAGAAAACACUACAAAAACACAGAAGAGAUUAUAACUAAUGGACUUUUUUGGGUUACCCAAAUCUUUUCACUUACAGUAAUAAUGAAUAAAUUAGAUUUAAAAUGUUUCAUAUCCAUAAGGAAUUGCAAUAUUUUGAUGAUCAGAAUUUAUGUAAAUGAUCAAAAAUAAACUUUUAGAACUAUAUUUGCAUUUUGUAAAGAUUUGA
This is a messenger RNA of Oryzias melastigma (Indian medaka), 1995 nucleotides long. It is a transcript of the gene lipca, whose product is annotated as lipase, hepatic a. Gene Ontology annotation, biological process: lipid metabolic process. The coding region runs from base 340 to 1824 and encodes 494 amino acids. NCBI's taxonomy places the organism in Eukaryota, Metazoa, Chordata, Actinopteri, Beloniformes, Adrianichthyidae. The record is from RefSeq and is a predicted model, not a curated record. Gene Ontology annotation, molecular function: triacylglycerol lipase activity; apolipoprotein binding. The transcript is spliced from 9 exons.